This is a messenger RNA of Pichia kudriavzevii, 1071 nucleotides long. RefSeq lists its product as uncharacterized. The coding region runs from base 1 to 1071 and encodes 356 amino acids. The record is from RefSeq and is a predicted model, not a curated record. Gene Ontology annotation, biological process: very long-chain fatty acid biosynthetic process; sphingolipid biosynthetic process; fatty acid elongation, monounsaturated fatty acid. NCBI's taxonomy places the organism in Eukaryota, Fungi, Ascomycota, Pichiomycetes, Pichiales, Pichiaceae. Gene Ontology annotation, molecular function: fatty acid elongase activity. The transcript has a single exon. Gene Ontology annotation, cellular component: endoplasmic reticulum membrane.
AUGUCAGACUCGUUAGCUGGAAAACUUGUUUCGUUCAAGUGGUUCCCCGAUCUCAACACCUUUAAUGUCCCUGAUUUCAAUAAGCCAAUUCCUGCAUGGCCUUUUAGCUUUCAAAAUGAGUUUUUGAAGGAGACCAUCUAUCCGUUAUCCUUGAACGGUUAUACCCCUAUUAUCAUUGCAACUGUCUACUUUUGCUCGGUCCAUCUUAUCAAUGGGAAGAUCCAACAGAGACAAAUUGAUCAUUUCAAAAAGACCAAUCCAAAGGAACCUUUACCGAAAAAUCUCAAGAAAUUAAAGGCGGUUCCAUUUGCUAUAUCUAAGACGAGACUUUUCAAAGUUUUUGUCUUGUUACAUAAUAUCUUUUUGUGUCUUUAUUCUGUCUGGACGUUUAUUGGUAUGACUUCCACUAUUCACCAUUUGUCCAAUCAAAUCAUUCCCCUCUUUUUCUCUGAAAUCAAACCUUCUCCAUUGUCAAAAUUCGAAUCAUUUUGGCAAUCGAUUUGCAAUUCCAAUGAUGAAAAAUAUAACUUAUGGAUGAAUAUCAGUGAUCCAAAACUUAAAGGCUUGACAUUUUGGGCUUAUUUGUUCUACCUGUCAAAAUAUUACGAGAUUUUGGACACAGUUAUCAUUCUCUUAAAGGGGAAACCUUCGUCUUUAUUACAAAGUUAUCAUCAUUCCGGUGCUAUUCUUUGUAUGUGGUCUGGUACUAGGUACAUGUCACCACCAAUUUGGAUUUUUGUGGUUUUCAACUCCUUCAUUCAUUCGUUGAUGUACUUUUAUUUCUCAUUGUCCUGUAUCAAUAUUAGAUUACCAAAAUGGUUCAAACAAACCCUAACUUCUCUACAAAUCACCCAAUUCGUUGUCGGAGGCUCAUUGGCAUUAGUUCAUUUGUUUGUCAGAUAUUACAAUAAUGUCACAGGAACCUUCCAAAGUUGUAUCUCAAACCCGGAGGAAGCAAUGGCUGUCUACGUCAAUGUCGUCUAUUUAACUCCUCUAACGCUCUUGUUUGGAGCAUUCUAUGUGGAUUCUUACAGAAAGAAAUCCACGUCUUCGGCGAAGAAGAAUAACUAA